Messenger RNA from Rhagoletis pomonella (apple maggot), 2017 nucleotides. Its product is annotated as transmembrane protein 170A-like. The coding region runs from base 935 to 1327 and encodes 130 amino acids. Lineage: Eukaryota; Metazoa; Arthropoda; Insecta; Diptera; Tephritidae. The transcript has 3 exons. The record is from RefSeq and is a predicted model, not a curated record.
CGAAGCGAUUCUUGGUAGAAAAAUAAUAAUUUCCGCAGAAAACUAAUUUUUGCCACGGGUGGUAUUAUAAAUUAUAGUGAUAAUUUGCAUUGUGGUGAUUCGACUGAAUUUGAGAAUACCGUAAGCAUUAAAUUGCGAAAAAUGGUGUUGGAAAAAUUGUAAGCAAAGCGGGUGGAGUACAUUUUGUCAGCGGUAGUAGGGUGUAGGCGCUGUAAUUUGGAAAUCGAUUGGUAUUUUAAUGAAAAAUGCCUACUAAACGUGUAAUUGAAUAGAAAAUAACUGAAACGAAUUUAGUUAAAAGCGCGUACUGGACGCAAAACAAUUGGCUGCUGGAGAGCAGUUGCUGCAGAAAGCAUUAAAAGAGGCGCUGGCUAUGUUAAGAAGGUAGCAUAAUGCCAUCGAAAAUAUUAAGCCACGCCAAAGCCUUCCAUAAAAUAAGUAAACGUUUGCUUACAUCAGAAUUUCGCCAGCCAAAUAAACACAUACAAAAUAUUGAUAUACAGAAAUUUUGUAACAAAUAUGAAAAGUUAUGAUUAUCAGCGCUGGAGCAAUAAAAUUCAUGUAUGAAUACAUAUAUCAAUGAGCGCUUGCAUUGCACUAGUUAAAUGCGGCACCGCAGAUAGACUUUAUCAGACAGCUGCAUACACACAUGUACUCCCGCCAAAGUGUACGUCAACAAAUAAGUUUUGUGAUAUUUUCGUCUAUUAUAAGUACGAUUAAACCAGAGAAGAUUAGAAAUUGAAACGACAAAUACAGCUAUAAGAAUCUACAAACAAGGGCUAAAAGUUAUAUGUAGUUUUAAUCAAGAUGAUAGCGUUUCGCCAUUAGUAUAUCAAUGAAUUCUAUUACAUUACUGUUUGAUCUGUAAACGGCGAAGAACACUUUACUCAACAAUAACCUCACCACCGUCAACACGUCUACCAUACAGCUUGUAAUGUUGUCCGACCUUGAUGACACCGAUGAGUUGGACACUAUUGCCGAUGUUAUGGGCUUACGCUCACAGAACCGUCUCAACACAUUUCGCGAAAUGUGGUAUCAUAUAUUUUUGUGGGCGCUCUUCUCCUCCAUUUUCAUACACACAUGCGCGGCGUUGGUUGCCUUUGUGACCCUGCGCAAACACAAAUUCGGACGCUUUUUCUCCAUACUGAUACUGGUAAUGGGAUUUGUAUCACCAGCAAUGAGCGGGAUCGUUAGUAGUGCGGUGAUAGCAUUCGUGCAUCGGGCCUCUAGUUUGCCAAUGUCGCCAAUUUACGCGAUGGUCUGGGGAGUGGGCCAAACAAUAGUGUCAGCGUGUUUAGGGUUUACACGAAUAUUGGCCACGCUAUAGAAAAUGGGAACAUUCUUGGGGGAGGAAUGGCAAAGAGUGAGUGACAGACAGACGGACAGUUCCAUAUACAUAUGUAUACAGACACACUCGUAAGGUCUUAGUGAUAAUCGCCUAGUGUUUUAAGUCUAAUAAUAACGAAUGAUAAGUAAAUUAAAGGAAAUACAUAUAAAAAAUAUAUUAAUUCCUUAAUUGUGCAGUAAAUUAUAAUCGUUUGCCCAUUAGUGUAUUUUGUAAUUAAGGUUUCUAAACAUGUUUGUCUUCAUUAUGUUAAACAAAUUACUUCUAAUUUAAAAUUUUUGUAUUCUAUAUUUAUACCUUCAGUUAAGUAUUCUCUGUGUUGACAAUUGAUAAAAACUAUAUAUACAACAUGUAAAACAGAAUUAAUAAAUGAUAUACACACAUACUUAAGUAUUCAACCACACAUGCAUAGAGACAUAUAUUCAUUCAACUUUUUACAUAAAACAUAGCCAGUAAGCGUAAAUUAGCCAAAUGUCGUAAAUAAAAGCAUUCAAAAAUAUAACAAAUUGAGAUACAUACAUGCAUAUGUACGUAGUAUGUAUGUACUACAGCUUAAAUUAAAAAACUUAUAACUGGACUUUUGAAAAAGUUAUAAUCUAAAAUUUCUACUCGACUACACACCACGCCCUGCUUAACCGCCAACGAACCUAAUUUUAACAGUCUAUAAAAUAU